CGUGAAGUGCCGCGGCCCCUCGGGCUGCGAGCCGGGGCUACUCCGUGAGGCGUGGCGUCUCGGCGGCCGGAGCUGAAGACAUCUGCUUUCCCUCCCACUGCCGAAAGUAAACUUUCCCGGUCCUGCCCUGGCUCACCACGUCCUCGCUGUGGCUCCCGGGUGCGCCGUGGUCGGCUGAGAGCCGUGGUGCUUCAAGGCCUGGCUCUCUCCCCCGGCGCGGAGCCUCGGCGCCAUGGACGCAACGGCGCUGGAGCGGGACGCCGUGCAGUUCGCCCGGCUGGCGGUGCAGCGCGACCACGAAGGCCGCUACUCCGAGGCGGUGUUUUACUACAAGGAAGCUGCACAAGCCUUGAUUUAUGCUGAGAUGGCAGGAUCAAGCCUAGAACAUAUCCAAGAAAAAAUAAAUGAAUAUCAGGAAAGAGUUCAAGCUUUACAUUCAGCAGUUCAGUCAAAGAGUGUUGAUCCCUUGAAAUCAAAACAUCAGUUGGACCUAGAGCGUGCCCAUUUCCUUGUUACACAAGCUUUUGAUGAAGAUGAAAAAGAAAACAUUGAAGAUGCUAUAGAAUUGUAUACGGAAGCUGUGGACCUCUGUUUGAAGACAUCGUAUGAAACUGCUGAUAAAACCCUGCAAAACAAACUGAAACAGUUGGCUCGACAGGCACUAGACAGAGCAGAAGCAUUGAGUGAACCUUUGACAAAGCCAUUUUACAAAAUAAAGUCAACAAAUACUCAAACAAAGCCACCUCCAGUGCGAACACAUUUUCCUCUAGGAUCUAAUCCUUUCCUUGAGAAACCUCAGCAAUUUAUAAGUCCACAGUCAUGUGAUGCACAAGGACAGAGAUACACAGCAGAAGAAAUAGAAGUGCUCAGGACAACAUCAAAAAUAAAUGGCAUAGAGUAUGUUCCUUUCAUGAGUGUUGAUCUGAGAGAACGUUUUGCUUAUCCAAUGCCUUUUUGUGAUAGAUUGGGCAAGCUACCAUUGUCACCAAAACAAAAAACUACAUUUUCCAAAUGGGUUCGACCAGAAGAUCUUACCAACAAUCCUACAAUGAUAUACACUGUGUCCAGUUUUAGCAUAAAGCAGACAAUAGUAUCGGAUUGUUCCUUUGUGGCAUCAUUGGCCAUCAGUGCGGCUUAUGAGAGGCGAUUCAAUAAAAAAUUGAUUACCAGCAUAAUUUACCCUCAAAAUAAGGAUGGUGAACCAGAGUACAAUCCAUGCGGAAAGUAUAUGGUAAAACUCCACCUCAAUGGUGUCCCAAGAAAGGUGAUAAUUGAUGACCAGUUACCUGUUGAUCAUAAGGGUGAACUGCUGUGUUCUUAUUCCAACAAUAAAAGUGAAUUAUGGGUGUCUCUCAUAGAAAAAGCAUACAUGAAAGUUAUGGGAGGAUAUGAUUUCCCAGGAUCCAACUCAAAUAUUGAUCUUCAUGCUUUGACUGGGUGGAUUCCAGAAAGGAUUGCUAUGCAUUCAGAUAGCCAGACUUUCAGUAAGGAUAAUUCCUUCCGAAUGCUUUAUCAAAGAUUUCACAAAGGGGACGUCCUCAUCACUGCAUCCACUGGAAUGAUGACUGAAGCUGAAGGAGAAAAGUGGGGCCUGGUUCCCACACAUGCAUAUGCUGUUUUGGAUAUAAGAGAAUUCAAGGGCUUGAGAUUUAUCCAGUUGAAAAAUCCUUGGAGCCAUUUACGUUGGAAAGGAAGAUAUAGUGAAAAUGAUAUAAAAAACUGGACUCCAGAAUUGCAAAAGUAUCUAAACUUUGAUCCUCGAACAGCUCAGAAAAUAGAUAAUGGAAUAUUUUGGAUUUCCUGGGAUGAUCUCUGUCAGUAUUAUGAUGUUAUUUAUUUGAGUUGGAAUCCUGGUCUUUUUAAAGAAUCAACAUGUAUUCACAGUACUUGGGAUGCUAAGCAAGGACCUGUGAAAGAUGCCUAUAGCCUGGCCAACAACCCCCAGUAUAAACUGGAGGUGCAGUGUCCACAAGGGGGCGCUGCUGUUUGGGUUUUGCUUAGUAGACACAUAACAGACAAGGAUGAUUUUGCAAAUAACCGAGAAUUUAUCACAAUGGUUGUAUACAAGACUGAUGGCAAAAAAGUUUAUUACCCAGCUGACCCACCUCCAUACAUUGAUGGAAUUCGAAUUAAUAGCCCUCAUUAUUUGACUAAGAUAAAGCUGACUACACCUGGGACCCAUACCUUUACCUUAGUGGUUUCUCAAUAUGAAAAACAGAACACAAUCCAUUAUACAGUCCGGGUAUAUUCAGCAUGCAGCUUUACUUUUUCAAAGAUUCCUUCGCCAUAUACCUUAUCAAAACGGAUUAAUGGAAAGUGGAGUGGUCAAAGUGCUGGAGGAUGUGGAAAUUUUCAAGAGACUCACAAAAAUAAUCCCAUCUACCAAUUCCAUAUAGAAAAAACUGGGCCACUACUGAUUGAGCUAAGAGGACCAAGGCAAUAUAGUGUUGGAUUUGAGGUUGUAAGUGUUUCCUUGGUGGGAGAUCCUGGUCCCCAUGGCUUUUCGAGGAAAUCAAGUGGUGACUAUAGGUGUGGAUUUUGCUAUCUGGAAUUAGAAAAUAUACCUGCUGGGAUCUUCAAUAUCAUUCCCAGUACCUUUUUGCCUAAACAAGAAGGACCUUUUUUCUUGGACUUAAAUAGUACUAUCCCCAUUAAAACAACACAACUUCAGUGAUGGAAAAUUCUCAGCAAUUAUUGGAUUCUAUACUUAUCAAACAUCAAUUCUUCAAAUGAGGACACAGAUCUUCAGGAUGAUAAACAAUCAGAGCAGAAUUAAAUCUGAAUGUGUUACAUUGGAAUCUGGUGCUUGUCGCAGUGUUUGGUAAGAAUUUGUAUAUAGUCAGAUUUACCCUUAAUCACCUAGAAGUACUGUUUACAUUGAUUUUGUAAAUAUAGAGUUGCCUCUUUAUAUAAAAAGUGCAUAUGAUCAAGAUUAGACUCAGACAUCCAUCACUGUGAGAUGUAGUCACUGAAAGGAAAAGGGAACUGAGACUGGGUAAGGAAAAUGAGGGCCAUGGCUCAUUGAGUAGACUGUCAGACUAUUUAAUAUCCUGAAAUAUUUACCUUUCUCUUUUUUUUUUUUUUUAAACAGAGCAUGUUGUGAACCCAAUUGUAUUGACCCCACUAAUUCCAAAUGAAUCAUGUCACUGUAAUUUUAAUUUUGCAUUAUGUUCUAAAUGUUUAUUGUUGCUCAGAUGUUAUGAAAGAUAGAUAAAGCUUUUGGUAGUACUAAUUAGCUUAGCAUGAAGACACUCAGGCUUAAGAACAAAGGUUGUUUGCCUUAGGCACCUAUGGCAUUGUAGACAGAACUGAGGUAUAUUCCCUAUUGCAAUUUUGGUUUACCACUUUGAUGAAAAUAGUAUUCUAAGGCAUUAAAAACAUUGUAAUUUAGCCUGUAUCUUUAAACUGAUUUAUAGUUCAGUGCUUUUGUAGCAACAACACUUUGAAAAAAGUGAUUGAUUGGUUAUAUAGCAUCCAGAAAAAGUGAUCACCAAGAAUAGUGUCAUGUAAAUUCCCAGCUGUUUACCUAAAUAUCAGAACAGAAUAAUGCUCAAAACUUUAAAAGUCUGAAAAAGAGGGUGGGAUUUUUCAUUGUCUCCACUUUAUAAUUAUCAAAACUUAUUUUGUAUUUCUACUGCCUUUAAUUGUAAUAAAAUGUUUAUACUUA
This is a messenger RNA of Dipodomys spectabilis (banner-tailed kangaroo rat), 3667 nucleotides long. RefSeq names its product calpain 7 (gene Capn7). Bases 233 to 2674 code for a protein of 813 amino acids. NCBI's taxonomy places the organism in Eukaryota, Metazoa, Chordata, Mammalia, Rodentia, Heteromyidae. Gene Ontology annotation, molecular function: calcium-dependent cysteine-type endopeptidase activity. The transcript has 21 exons. The record is from RefSeq and is a predicted model, not a curated record. Gene Ontology annotation, biological process: proteolysis.